AUGAAGGAAAGCGAGCUGAUAUUGGCGCGAAAAUUGGAGCACAUUCGGACUGUAAUACAGAAAUUGAAGUGGCAGGAGGAAGAGGAGGUGCCGUCUGAGUACGACUUUGAUACUUUCUGCUGUGACUUUGACACGGACAAUAUUUAUAUUCAGCGCAUCUUAGAGCUGCUGGUGCGGGAAACUGUCCGUAGCCCCCGACGCCAGGCGAAUGCUGCCUCGGUGGAUGUUUCCGUCGCUAUUUCAAACUAG
This is a messenger RNA of Wickerhamiella sorbophila, 249 nucleotides long. RefSeq lists its product as hypothetical. NCBI's taxonomy places the organism in Eukaryota, Fungi, Ascomycota, Dipodascomycetes, Dipodascales, Trichomonascaceae. The transcript has a single exon. The record is from RefSeq and is a predicted model, not a curated record. Bases 1 to 249 code for a protein of 82 amino acids.